Phaedon cochleariae (mustard beetle) is the source of this 1335-nucleotide messenger RNA. Lineage: Eukaryota; Metazoa; Arthropoda; Insecta; Coleoptera; Chrysomelidae. The record is from the annotation of a GenBank genome assembly.
AUGAUAUUAUUAAUUGAAAUGGAUUUAAAAGCAAUUUUAAAACGAAAGUUACAGAAAUUGAAUGGUUCCCAAAAACUGUCUAGCAAAGAAAUUGAAGAAAUAGAGGAUACACAUUUCAAGAAUUAUUUGAGAGAAUGGACAAACAGAGAACCUGCAGCAGAAAGAGGAAUUCCUAAGUUUUUCAACAAAAUCCCAAAACAAAAUGAACCACUCAGAUCAAAAUUGAGAGAAGAAAGCAGAUCUAAUUUAUUGAAAAGAAAAAGCUUACAACUCCUAGACAAUGAUGAACUAAAAGAAGUCUGGGUGUUACUGGACCAAAACCAAAGCUAUCCUGAAGAACAAUUGAUAACUUAUGCAGAUUUUCAGAAAGUUGCAAAAUUAGCUGGACCAAAAGUAAAACCCUAUUUCACUCCUAUUGUAUUUGCUAAGCUACAGCAAGGUGAUCCUCAGGGUAGAGUAUCUAUCAUGUCUUUAUUUAAUUAUGCUAUGAGAAAAGUUUGGCUUGACCAAACCAGAAUUGGUUUGUCUUUAUAUGAUGCUACAGGUCAAGGAUAUCUCACAGAAGCUGAUCUGGAAAAUUACAUCACUGAGUUAUUACCUACUCUACCACAACUAGAUGGUCUAGAAAAAUCAUUUCAUAGUUUCUAUGUGUGCACUGCAGUCCGGAAAUUUCUAUUUUUCCUUGACAUAGUGAGAGCUGGAAGAGUUAGAAUAUUGGAUGUUCUUGCUUGCUCAUUUCUGGAUGAUUUACUAGAGCUCCGUGAUGAGGAACUAAGCAAAGAACUUCAGGAACAGAAUUGGUUCAGUGCACCUUCUGCACUUCGUAUUUAUGGCCACUAUUUGAAUUUGGAUAGGGAUCAUAAUGGGAUGCUAAGUAAGGCUGAAUUAGCAGGUUAUGGUUCUGGAACUUUGACUAAACCAUUUUUGGAUAGGGUGUUCCAAACUUGUUUGACUUAUGGUGGUGAAAUGGAUUACAAAACCUAUUUGGAUUUAGUGCUUGCAUUGGAGAAUAGGAGUGAACCACAGGCUCUAGCAUAUUUAUUCCGGAUUUUGGAUAUAAAAAACUGUGGAUAUUUGGAUUCAUUCACACUGAAUUAUUUCUUCAGAGCAAUACAGGAUCAAAUGAGAGCACAUGGUGCUGAUCCAGUUUCGUUCCAAGAUGUGAAAGAUGAACUGUUUGAUAUGGUUAGGCCUAAGGAACCAGAGAAAAUAACUCUGGCUGACUUGUUAGCUUGUUCUCAAGGUGACACAUUCAUCAGCAUUUUAAUCGAGUUCCAUGGAUUCUGGGCGUAUGAGAAUCGUGAAGCUGUCUCAACUGAUCCUACACAAGAUUGA